This is a messenger RNA of Plutella xylostella (diamondback moth), 1038 nucleotides long. Its product is annotated as chymotrypsin-like serine proteinase. Lineage: Eukaryota; Metazoa; Arthropoda; Insecta; Lepidoptera; Plutellidae. Gene Ontology annotation, molecular function: serine-type endopeptidase activity. Gene Ontology annotation, biological process: proteolysis. The record is from RefSeq and is a predicted model, not a curated record.
GUGAGUCAUUCAAAACGAAAUUCUUCACUAUUAAAAUCUUAUCGUUAGAGGCAUCCGAGAGAUCCCUUGGCCUAAUACACAAACAACCCGGAGAAAGCCCCUGAAAAAGUAGUAUUACUGAGUAUAGAGCUCAAUGAAGCCAUCAUGCAUAAUAAUCACCUUGAUGGUGAUAUUGACGAUGAUAGUGAUAGUGGUGAUGGUGAAGUUCGCGACGGAGAUAUCUGUGGAGGAGAGGCGGAGAGACUCCGUGGAGCUGAGCGGAGACGUGAGGAAGAUACACAAGACCAUGGGGCUGGUGGCUGUGAAAGAUGACGCGACCUUGAUUAAGAUGGCUGAAAGAUUCCCAUACCUGGCCGCUUUCACCCGCAACUCGAGCACCUCAUGGCACUUCGCGUGCUUCGGAGCCCUGGUGGUGUCGAGCUGGGUGGUGACGGCGGCGCGCUGCCGGCGGCUCGGCGCCACGCACCGCGCGCUCCUGCUCCCCGAGCUGACCGCGCCAGGCAACCGCACACGCACGCACCCCGUCCUCUACUGGAAGCUCCACGACGACUACAACGCCACCCGCCCCGAACUCUACAACAUCGCAGUCGUCAAGCUCUACAUCAACCAAGCCACCCGCAAGUCUGCCGUAGUCCAAGAAACCAAAGUCAACGAUCUGGUUCAAGCUAGUAUCUGGAAAACCCUGACCACUAUGACUCAUGAAGAGUAUCUCACUAAUGAUGUGGAUAAGUACAUGUGUAAGUUGACUGAUCGCAGCCGCUGUAGUGACGUCAGUGGGGUGGAUUUAGAUGAUGGUGUGAUUUGUGUGGACAUGUCGGGGCAUGAGGAUUGCUUCGUGCAUGAAUUUGGGCCGAUUUUCUUCGGGAAUAGGAUAGUGGGGGUUCUUGCGGUGAAGCCGGUGAGCUGUGCAGCGAAACUGGCAAUAUUCACCAACGUGUCGCACUACUCGCACUGGAUACUGAAGACUGCGCGGGACUGAAGAUACUUUAGAACAUUUUGUAAGUUUUCGCAAAGUAAUCAAUAAAAUCGUGAAUGCAU